CGUACGUUACGUUACGUUACGUUACGUUACGUUACGUUACGCUGUUACCCUCUUAAACCAAACUUCAGCUGGAAAAGUGAAAUUUGUGACCGGAAACACAAACAGACUUAAUUCAGAAUGUGGAAGUUUAUAAUUUCUGAGUCGUCACCACCAUCUCCAAGCUGACGAAGAUGUGCGUCCUGCGUCUGACCCCGGACAACCUGUUCUUCGUCCUGUCGGGUAAAGUGGCCAACGGGGGGGUCAGCAUGUGGUGUGAACUGUCACAGGCCAACUUCUUCGACGAGUACCAGAUGGAGGGCGUGUCCUCUGAGGACAAUGAGAUCUGUCUGGAGGUGACUCCGGAGAACCUGUCCAGAGCCCUGAAGACGGUCCAGAGCGCCAAGUCCGUCAAACUCAAACUGACCAAGAAGCACUGCCCCUGCCUCACCAUCGCCGCCGAGCUGCCCACCAUGUCCAGCAUUAACCGAGUCGUGACUCACGACGUCCCGGUUGACGUCAUCCCCCGGAGACUCUGGCACGAGUUCAAAGAACCGAACAUGCCCGACUUCGACGUCAGCAUCUACCUGCCUCCCCUGAAGACGAUAAAGAACGUCGUGGACAGAAUGAAGAACCUCUCCAACUUCCUGGUAAUGGAGGCCAACCUGAACGGAGAGAUGAACCUGAAGAUCGAGACCGAUCUGGUUUCCGUCACCACUCACUUCAAAGACCUGGGGAAUCCUCCGUGGGGCGACGACGCCUCCCAGGACGGCGGUCCGUCUCAGAGCAGGGACCCGGAGGCCAUGGCCCAGGCCCGGGUGGACAUCAGGAAGCUGCAGCAGUUCCUCGUGGGCCAGCAGGUCAACCCCAGCAAGGCCAUGUGCAAUAUCGUCCACGAGAGGGUCGUCCACCUGAUUCUGCUGCACGAAGACGUGUCGCUGCAGUACUUCAUCCCCGCUGUGGCGUAGACGCUCCGCAGGCUGCACGACU
Molecule: messenger RNA, 966 nt
Organism: Morone saxatilis (striped sea-bass)
Lineage: Eukaryota; Metazoa; Chordata; Actinopteri; Moronidae
Gene: hus1
Product: HUS1 checkpoint clamp component
Exons: 8
Coding region: 171-944 (257 amino acids)
Biological process (GO): mitotic DNA replication checkpoint signaling; meiotic DNA integrity checkpoint signaling; double-strand break repair via homologous recombination
Cellular component (GO): checkpoint clamp complex; site of double-strand break; nucleolus
Source: RefSeq, a predicted model, not a curated record